UGCAAGUUCGGACAUCAGUUGGCGAAAUUUCGCUCCCCAAAUUCAAAUUCCAAAAGGUCCCCCGCCCUAACGGGGUUGGGCGACCAUGCCACCGCCUUACACCACCACACAAGCACCGUCUCCGUCCAAACAGCCUCUAGACUCUCUUAUCUACUCACAUAAAUCCUGGUCGCCGGACCUACACCGAGACGAGGAAUGGAUCAGGCGGAAGGGCAAACACAACCACCACCAGAGGAGCAAGAGCGUCACAGAUGAGGAUAUCGAUGAGCUCAAGGCAUGUAUCGAGCUAGGUUUUGGCUUCGAACAUUCUCCUAAAUUGGAUGACCGCCUCUCCAAUACUUUACCGGCGUUAGGGUUCUACCACGCCGUCAACAAACAAUACUUUGAUACGAUCUCCAAGUCUUCGUCAAUUUCGUCGUCGGUAUCUUCAUACUCGUACGCUGUCUCCGAGCCCGAUUUAUCUUCUCCGGCGAGCAGCCCCCACGCCAUAUUCGGCCGCGGUGAUAAUCCACAUACUGUGAAGACAAAAUUGAGACAAUGGGCACAAGUUGUUGCUUGUUCAGUGCGGCAAUCAUCGUCAUCAUCAUCAAGUUGACUACAAGAUCAAGUUCAAACACAAGAAUGAAUCAAAUCAAAUCAAAUCAAACUCAACCACGGUUAGAUCACAAGUAACUCUAACCCAACAAACAAGUAGUUGAAAGAACUGAUCUAGAUUUGAUGAUAUCAGCAUCUCUAAUUGGGUUGAAUCCACGUAACAAGUACAUGCUUUGUUGCUUUAAUAUUUGGUCAUUAACAUUUGCUUUUGUAUGAUGAUAUGAGCUAGCUUUCGGUUGUUUUUAACUUUUAAUGUUUUUGUUUUACCUUUUUUUUUUUUUUUUUCUUGAGUGCAAUUUCUCUUUCUUUUUUCAUGGGAUUUUUGGUGAUUUAUUGUCUCCCAGCUUUAUGUAAACGCGUUUGAUGAUUAUAUUUUUUGCUUUCCA
Lactuca sativa (garden lettuce) is the source of this 980-nucleotide messenger RNA. RefSeq lists its product as uncharacterized. Lineage: Eukaryota; Viridiplantae; Streptophyta; Magnoliopsida; Asterales; Asteraceae. The record is from RefSeq and is a predicted model, not a curated record.